AUGCCCAUCUCUGCCCUUUCCAGCACCACUAUACGUCUCCUCGGAUCUCCUUGUGUCAUUACAACCCCUGUAUCACUAGUCAAGGAGCUACUAGACAACGCAAUCGAUGCCAAAGCAACCUCGGUCGAGGUCCUGAUCUCACCCAAUACAGUUGACAAGGUCGAAGUCAGGGACAAUGGAGUUGGCAUACACCCUGAUGACUACGACUCGUUAGGAAGACACGGGUAUACGAGCAAGCUUGAGCACUUCGACGAACUACAUAAUCUUGUGGGGGCCUCUCUUGGCUUCCGCGGUGAAGCACUGGCAUCUGCGAACUCGGUGGGUAACCUCACCAUCACAACCAAGACUCCCUCAGACCCAGUGGCGGCAAUCCUUCAGAUCAUACCCAAGGCCGGAGGAGUACUCAAACAUAGAUCUGGGCCAGCACCAGUCGGGACAACAGUCAGCCUUACUGCGGUCUUCGGUACUCUGCCAGUGCGAGAGCAAAUCAUGAUCAAAGACGCACCCAAGACCCUGGACAAGAUCAAGGAGUUGCUUCGCUCCUAUGCGAUGGCCAGACCACAGCUCAAGCUCACGUUCAAAGUACUACAGACACCCAAACAGGCCUGGUCGUAUUCACCCAGGCGAGGGGCUGGAAUCAAUGAAGCGGUGCUCCAACUAAUCGGCAAAGAUUUGGCCUCCCAAUGCAUUGAGGAAACGGUCAGCUUCGCCGGUCCUGUUUCGGACGGCGCAGUUGAUUCCCAAAGUGGAAAACCUGGAGAGUGUUUCGUCUUUGAAGCGUUCAUGUUGAAAUCAGACGCUGACCCUAGCCGACUGCCUAACAUCAAGCAUGGUUACUUUUCCGUUGAUGGGAGACCCGUUACGAGCAGCAAAGGCACAAUGAGGAAGAUUACGUCAACCUAUACGAACUACUUGAGCAGCAAACUCGGGUCAGAUGGCAUCAAAGAGGUCACAGGCUCUGCCUUUAUUCGACUGAACAUCAAGUGUCCCAAGGGCUCUUAUGAUGCCAACAUUGAACCCUCCAAGGACGAGGUCCUGUUCGAGAACGAGACUUCCCUGACUGGCUACUUUGAGAAACUGUGCGAAGACACUUACGGGCCAAUUGAAGGCCAGGAGAAGAAGCCGGCUUUCACUAGGGAAUGUCUUGCCAGUUCUUCGCUGAAGACACCUGCGUCACUGCAAUCUGAAGGCUCACCCAGAAGAGUCUUACCCGUUGAGGGCAAUCAAGAAUCUAGCGUACCGUCCAAGGGUCGUAUACUAGCGCAGACCAAGGAACAGAAUUGCUCAGGUGCAGGCGCUGGAGCGCAGGCCAUUCCCAACGAUGAUCAACAGACAUGUCUUCCCCUGUCCCAUCGGAACAGAUUGGGCUCAGCUUCAACUGGAUGGACUGCAAUCAACAUACCAUGCCUUCAACAGCGAUCUGAUACAAUGCGCGGAGAACCAGAAAAAAGUCCCCCAACUGAAGAAUCUCGGUUUGCAAGUGAUAUGUCACUCGACCUUAGCCAACUGGGCGGAAACCUUGGGUGGCUGAGGAAGAGAGACAACCCCUUCCAAAGGACAAAGGCCAAAGAGCAAUCAACGAGUAUAGUAUACAAUCCAACCCAGACUAUCGAAUAUUGGCCGACUUCGACAACGGGCUCACAGUUCGAGAGCGCGGAAGAUUCUACUGUACCCCAACAAUCUCAACCACAGAGGUUAUGGGGUGAGGAACCUACGCCUUCCAUGACGCCAGAGCCAGCAAUCCUGUAUCACCAUGCGGCACCUCCACGAGACCUUGACGUUCCACCAAGCCUGCGAAACAACCUUCUCAGCAGUAACGAGAACAGAUCACCCGCUCUUGUACCUGGCGGCCCAUACCGAAGCCCACUUUCCAGUCCCCCUGGACCGGUUCCUAGACAGACUAAUAAUUCGCGUGAGUUACGGGGACAACUACCAUGGACUCCUCCUUCGUCCGCACAGAGAGAUCAGGAACAGUGGGGAAAGCAACGUUAUAGUAAGAACGAUCAAUCUCGCAACCCUUUGAAGCAGACCACGAUUUCAUUCGACGGCCUUGAGCGGCCACGAAAACUUCUUCCUACGAAGCAUGAUGGAACGCCGGAGGAAACCCACAACUUGCCUUGCGCCGCCGUGUUUUCGACAGCUAAGCAGCAUCUGGCAGAAGCCACCGCCAUCUCCCCGAAUCGACAGCCGGCUUUAGAGCACCCAAUAGGUAAUAGCGGCGUGGUUACGCAGCGUCGGACAGUUCAAAACAAGAAAAUUGCAGGUUUGCACGAGACAGACUCCGUCCCGCAGGAUGAUGCCAUAGCCGAUCAAGAGCCAAUCCGAACAACGCUGCCAAGUGGGGAUCCAAGAGCAUACCUCCUUCGGCAACAGAAGUUCAUGGCAACUGAUGUGGGAAAGGGAAGGCCAAGGAAGUUCAGACGCGCCCAGAGCAAUCUCAUGCCACUGCAGAACACACCACUGGAGUCUCAGACUUAUGGACUCAUGCUUUUUUUCAAGGCAAGAAUAGAACAGUUCCCCAAAUCCAUGGACCAUAUGAAGAUAUAUGACAAGUACAUUGUCGAGGGCGACGUUGAAGACGGUCUGGACGUUGAUCUAGGAGAGGCUCGAAGAAUAGAGCAAAGGCUGGACACUGUUCUAGCGGGUUGGAGUGAGCGCGUCACUGGAGAGAGACUGGAUGUUGGAUCUCAGUUGAGUGCCCAGCUUAGAGGUCAGAACAUUGAGGUGUCAGUAUGA
Messenger RNA from Neoarthrinium moseri, 2736 nucleotides. RefSeq lists its product as uncharacterized. The record is from RefSeq and is a predicted model, not a curated record. Gene Ontology annotation, biological process: mismatch repair. Bases 1 to 2736 code for a protein of 911 amino acids. Gene Ontology annotation, molecular function: ATP binding; mismatched DNA binding; ATP-dependent DNA damage sensor activity. The transcript has a single exon. Gene Ontology annotation, cellular component: MutLalpha complex. Lineage: Eukaryota; Fungi; Ascomycota; Sordariomycetes; Amphisphaeriales; Apiosporaceae.